Molecule: messenger RNA, 1467 nt
Organism: Caenorhabditis elegans
Lineage: Eukaryota; Metazoa; Nematoda; Chromadorea; Rhabditida; Rhabditidae
Gene: tofu-1
Product: Schlafen-like protein 1
Exons: 4
Coding region: 255-1376 (373 amino acids)
Cellular component (GO): cytoplasm
Source: RefSeq, marked reviewed
GAAGUAAAUGUCAAAUAUAAGCCGAGAGUAACUUUUCUAAAUAAAAUGAAUUUGCGAAAGUUGUAUAAUCACCAAUAGAGAUCCCAAGAAAUUAAAAAUGGCAUUCCAUUCGGGAACCUGUUAAUGUAAAAUAGCAAUGUACCUUUAAAGUACGGUAGCACAACUUUGAGACAAUUAUCUGGAAUUUGUCCCAAAUCCUGCUCCCUCGACAAUCCUUCGAAAUCGAAUAUUCUGUCUCAGUUAUUUUUGGAACAAUGGCUGCGCUUUUUGAAGAGAAUGAUUCUUAUUCGGAUUCCGAAAAUGAAGAAGAUUUUAGCGGCUUUUUGAGUGAAAUCGAAGAAAAUGAAAACGAGGAUGAAUUUGAAAACGACGAUGAGUUUGAAGACGAUGAUGAGCUUGAAAAUGUGGAUGAACUUGAAGAUGACGAAUUAUCCUCUGAAGAAGUGGACAUCCCUUCCGAAAAUGAAGUAAUUGUCGAGCUUCACGAUGGUCAAGCCGAAGUGGAGGAAUCACUUCUUGAUGCUCUUCUUGGAAAAGCAUUGGCAGGAGAUCAGAUGAAUUCUCGAAUUGAAGGACUCUUCGAAGACUUGGACUCUUCAGUUGAACCUGAUAUCAUCGAUCGCAGCGAGUUAGAGGAUGUGGACAGUGGUAUUAGUGUUGGAGCUGUUAGUUCUUCCUCUGCAGAAACUCAAGCUUCUGAUGCGAAAUGCAAAAAUAAGGAUGCUUUCGACAUGUCUUCACUUAAGAAGUAUAUGCAGUACAUCACCGAAGAAGAGCAUGCCGUAUCAGUAGAAGAUAUUCCAGAUUUUGCUUCCAAAAAAAAUGUGUAUGGAACCAGCUUCAACGUUCGCAACGGAAUCAUGUCUCGUCCACCUCGUUUCGAAUUUGCUCGUCACGAUCAACGCUGGAUCGAUUCAUGUGUAUCCAUGGCAUACGAGAAAGACAAGACAUUGAAAGAAUUGAUCACACUGGGAAAGUUGACAACAACUGUCAAGGCUGGAGCCAAAAUUGAAUUCAGAACCAAAUUCACGGAUGUUCAUAUUCGAAGUGCGGAUGAAAUUAACUUGAUGGAGACACAUGACAUCCAACAGAUAAUCCGUGAUGCAUUGAAUUCAAAGCGUCUCGCCGUGGUUCUCUUUGGUAUUGGGAAAGACGGAAAAGUUACUGGAUGCCACAUGGGUCCUGGUCAACAAGAUAAUCUGCGUCUUGCUCUGGAUACUGCUGUUCAAACCGAGUUUGCACCUCCAAUUGAGAAUAUUCUCGACGUAGUUGACAUGAACUUCGUUCCAGUUGAAGAAAUGGAUGAGACGUUUCUGAUUGUCAUUCGAGUGAAACAACUCCGUAAUCAAGUCUAUCGUUUAGAAUCAUCUGUUUGAAGUUGUUAAUCUUCUGUUUUUGUUUUGUUCGUUGUUUCGCUUAAUAUCGCCUCCAUUAUAUCUGUAUCAUGAAGUUUUGUACCAAUUUCUG